AUGGGAAAUGAGGCCAGCUACCAUCCUGAGAUGUGCAACGACUUCGACCAUGAUGAGAUCAAAAGGCUGGGCAAAAGCUUCAAGAAGAUGGACGUGGACAAAUCGGGCUCCCUGAGCGUGGAAGAGUUCAUGUCGCUGCCUGAGCUGCAGCAGAACCCACUGGUGGGCCGAGUGAUCGACAUCUUCGAUACAGACGGCAACGGGGAAGUAGAUUUCCUCGAGUUUAUCAAGGGCACCUCCCAGUUCAGCGUCAAAGGCGACGAAGAGCAGAAGCUAAGGUUCGCCUUCAGAAUCUACGACAUCGACAACGAUGGUUACAUCUCCAACGGGGAGCUCUUCCAUGUGCUGAAGAUGAUGGUAGGGAACAACCUCAUGGACUGGCAGCUGCAGCAGCUGGUGGACAAAACCAUCUUGGUCGUGGAUAAGGACGGCGAUGGCCGGAUAUCCUUCAAAGAGUUCAGCGAUGUGGUCAGAAACAUGAACAUCCACAAGAAAUUGGUUGUGUCUGUGUGA
This is a messenger RNA of Acomys russatus (golden spiny mouse), 513 nucleotides long. It is a transcript of the gene Ppp3r2, whose product is annotated as protein phosphatase 3 regulatory subunit B, beta. The transcript has a single exon. Lineage: Eukaryota; Metazoa; Chordata; Mammalia; Rodentia; Muridae. Gene Ontology annotation, molecular function: calcium-dependent protein serine/threonine phosphatase regulator activity; calcium ion binding. The record is from RefSeq and is a predicted model, not a curated record. The coding region runs from base 1 to 513 and encodes 170 amino acids.